Messenger RNA from Penaeus monodon (black tiger shrimp), 419 nucleotides. Its product is annotated as extensin-like. NCBI's taxonomy places the organism in Eukaryota, Metazoa, Arthropoda, Malacostraca, Decapoda, Penaeidae. The record is from RefSeq and is a predicted model, not a curated record. The annotation marks the transcript as partial. The transcript is spliced from 2 exons.
CAGCAAAACCGCUCCACCAACUGCAGUUUGAGCAGCAAGCCAGCUCCACCUGCUCCCCCAGCAGUAUGAGCGCAAAGCCCUCCACCUGCGCCUACUCCACUUACUCCACCUCCAGUAGCAAACCCACCCCACCUGUACUUACUCCACCUCCAGUCGAAAAUCCAGCUCCACCGCUCCACCUCCAGCAGAAAACCCAGCUCCACCUACCCCACCUCCAGCAAAAAAUCCAGCCCCACCUACCCCACCCCAGCAGCAAACCCGGCUCCACCUGCCCCCACUCCACCUCCAUUGUAAAUCCAGCUCCACCUGCGCCCACCCCACCUCCAGUUGCAAACCCGGGCUCCACCUACUCCACCCCCAGUUGCAAUCCAGCUCCACCUGCUCCACCUCCAGCACAAAUCCACUCCCUUGCUGUCUGA